Molecule: messenger RNA, 1897 nt
Organism: Haliotis rufescens (red abalone)
Lineage: Eukaryota; Metazoa; Mollusca; Gastropoda; Lepetellida; Haliotidae
Product: sex-determining transformer protein 1-like
Exons: 3
Coding region: 136-1662 (508 amino acids)
Biological process (GO): regulation of transcription by RNA polymerase II
Molecular function (GO): RNA polymerase II cis-regulatory region sequence-specific DNA binding; DNA-binding transcription factor activity, RNA polymerase II-specific
Source: RefSeq, a predicted model, not a curated record
GUUUAUGGGCGUGCGUUGCAGUAAGGACGCUCAGUUCCCGUGGAUGAUGUAGAAGUUUUUGUGUGAAAUGUACCCAAAUUCGUAGGUGGGUGAAAUUGACAUUUUGAAAUUGACAAGUGUCAAUUUCAAACUGAAAUGGAUCAAACCUCGGAUCGUAUUUUCAAAGAAGGGAACCUGUCUCCGGUGGUGUACAGUUUCGCGCAGAUGAAGGGCGUGACGUCGACGACACUUGUAGAUUUUUCAUGUCGAUUUACAUGGAGUGUAACGGAUUUCAAAGAAAACGACCAGGACCAAAACAUGUCGAUUUCAACCCAUCCGGAACCGAGAUAUAUUUCAUCUCAACGCCAUAUCCCUUCAAGAGAUUCUUUCAGUCACCUUUACAACCAGCCAAUGUGCCAAGCCUGCCCGUAUCAAGCUGCACCAAACGCUAUGUCAAAUCCACUGUCAAGCACGAUGUCAAGCCCUAUGUCAAGCCCACUGUCACAUCCUCUUUCACUUCCGCCUCCACAUAUGCACCUCCCCAACUACGGUCAACAUCCGGGUGUGUACCCAAGGGGACAUGUGACCCCAAAGACAUUUUCUCCGGUCCUGAUCUACCACCGGCCGUCCUUGACAUUUGGCGAUAGAUUUAAAGAUGCCGAAAAUAAGGAAGCUCAAACUUCAUAUUUUGAGAAAGACCGGUUCAGGCUUGGAUUGCAUGGACUUGAAUACAAACGCAUGUUUCAAGGCGAUAAUGUCAAAGGAGGGGAAUGCACAAAAGACGGUCUUGGAUUUAAUUCAGCUGGAUACCAAAAUUGUCUAUACCCUGAAUUCAAAAGACCCGGGUUUGUUGUUCCGCAUCAACCAACAUUGCAACCGAGCCAAUGGCUUCCGCGGGCAGAAAAAGAAGUUUUGAAAUUACCUCACGGGGAUCAUAGUACAACGAGCGCAUUUCAAGCAUGGAGGCCACAGGAACAAAGGAGGAAUCCUAGUUUUCCUUACAUCCCAGAGUUUAAACCAAGCAACCAACAAGCUCCGAACACUGACAGUGCAAAAUUGAAAUUCUUCCUGGACACUAAAUACGGACUUGCGGACAGUUCCGAGUUUCCUGUUUCAGUGGAGCCGGAAAUGGGGCUAAAACCGGAAUUUACAUCAGGGUUCCCAUCGGAAUAUCCGUUUGAAGCAUCAUUCUCGGAUCCCUUCCUGGAGAUGCUGAAUGACCCUCUGCUGUCCCCCAAUUCCGAGGAGGGGGAUGACAGGAGGGGGAGGAAGUAUAAGUGCCCCUACUGUAGCGUCUCCUGCGCCAACAACGGCCAGCUGAAGGGACAUCUCCGUGUACACACAGGUGAGAAGCCAUUUCGCUGUGACUUCGUGGACUGUGGCCGAGCAUUUGCCAGGAACGAAGAACUGACCCGUCACCGUCGAAUCCACUCCGGACUCCGCCCUCACACGUGCAGCACGUGCAGCAAAAAGUUCGGAAGGAAGGAUCAUCUCAAUAAGCACCAGAAGACGCAUCUGAAGACGGCGGAGAAGAAAGUGCACAUGUGUAAUGUACCCGGAUGUGAGCAGAGAUACACGAGGUCAGACGCUCUAGCCCGCCAUCAGUGGGGAGCGCAUGGCAUUAAAUCAAAGUCUCCAAAAUGGCGGACACAAGUCAGAGACAAUAAACAAGCAUGUGUUUAAGUGGACAAAGUGAAACAGAUAACUUAUUAAAAAAGGAUUCUGCAAGGGAAAGGCUCGACAUGUUUUGAUAUGAGAAAUGAACGGUUUAUUUAGCAAUAUUGACCGGGGCGGUUAAGUAAUUGAAUGUGAAUAUAUUCAUACCCCAGUUCGAUUCCCAACAGGGAUAAACUAUAUACGUGGUAAACUUAUACGUGUGACUCUUUGUUGGAAUUCGGAAUAAAAUCCUAUUUAUUGA